This is a messenger RNA of Cladocopium goreaui, 204 nucleotides long. Lineage: Eukaryota; Dinophyceae; Suessiales; Symbiodiniaceae. The record is from the annotation of a GenBank genome assembly.
AUGGCGAUGACUCUGGCAGCCUCCAUGCGUGUCCCUGCAGAGGGUGCAGCCCUGAUCCAGUCGAGCCAGCCAGAACUCGGCCUGGGCCCCGGGGUGGGCCCCUUGGAUUCUCCGGUGACUCGAGGUCGCAGUGCGGAGAUCCGAGAAAGUCCCCCUCCAAGCGCGUUCAAAGAGAAGGCCGGGAGUGGGUGGAGACCUGGCUGA